This is a messenger RNA of Arabis nemorensis, 681 nucleotides long. The record is from the annotation of a GenBank genome assembly. NCBI's taxonomy places the organism in Eukaryota, Viridiplantae, Streptophyta, Magnoliopsida, Brassicales, Brassicaceae.
AUGACAUUUUAUUGUGAAGUCAUAUCAAAACUUUUAUGGGCUUGGUGGAAGAGAGAGAAUUGUGGCUGGAGGAGAAAAGCAUGGAACAACACAGCAACACGGUGUUGGACAUGGAGAACUCGCCUCGACGAUUAUCGAGCUGUCUAUUCCCGCAACGCAAACGGCGAUACACCUUUGCACAUCGCUGCUCUGAUUGGAGACGUAAACAUAGUUACGACCCUGUUAGAUUAUGGAUGGAAAACGUGUUCUGCACGAAACAACAACAACAACCAAACACCUCUCCACUUAGCUUUCCGCAGCAUUUCCAUCGAGGCUGCAAGACUCGUUGCCGAAGAGACUGAUUCAGUUGGCUUCGAUGAACUCAACUUCGCAAUAUCAAGUGGAUCCGCUUAUCAGAGCCAAGUAGUUUUAGGUCCUGUUUCACCAAUGUCUUCGAAGAAGAGCAUCGAUCUCGGAUCCAUUUUCCGUAAAGCAGCAUCUGUCGCAGCUAAGCAUGCAAUAGCAGCUGCUACCGCCACAUAUGAUGAAGACGAGAUGUUCCCUCUGAAAUGCUGCUUAAUGUCCAUCUCAUUGCCGUGGGACACUAUUGCUCAUGAUCUCUUAUUCAAGGUAACAAAUGAUUUCAUUUUCAACAUAAGGGUCAUUAGAUAUUUUUCUUGGGCUGAUCGAUUCCACCAGUAA